Molecule: messenger RNA, 1032 nt
Organism: Ooceraea biroi (clonal raider ant)
Lineage: Eukaryota; Metazoa; Arthropoda; Insecta; Hymenoptera; Formicidae
Source: RefSeq, a predicted model, not a curated record
AUGACGCCUCGAGUUUCGGCAAAACCGGAAACGUGUUAUUUGGCGAGUUUGAGCGAUCAAUUAGACAAGUUUUGGUCCAUUGAAGAGGUGACGGUAAACAGAUUAAGUUCAAAGGACGAAGAUGAAUGUGAAGCGUCUUUUAUACACAAUGUGAGACGUUCAGAGUGCGGACGUUAUAUAGUCCGUUUACCGUUUCGUAAGUCGGGUCAGCGUCUCAGCGAAUCGCGGUCCCUCGCACUCAAACGUCUAUCGGCGCUAGAGCGAAAGUUUCAGACCAAUACAAGACUUCAAACCGAGUAUACUCAAAUAAUCGACGAGUAUCUAAAACGGAAUUACAUGUCCGUAGUAGAAGAUCCUGUUGACGAAGGAUAUUACAUGCCUCACCACGCGGUAAUAAAAGAAACAAGCAACACCACCAAGGUGCGAGUGGUAUUCGACGCGUCCGCGAAGACAAGCAACGGUGUUUCUCUAAAUGAUGCAUUACUAGUCGGGCCCGUUAUUCAGAAUACUUUGUUCUCACAUUUAUUGCGAUUCCGCGUGUAUAAAUACGUCGUCACAGCGGAUAUUGAGAAAAUGUAUCUACAAAUACGGUUGCACGAGGAUGAUCGUAGGUAUCAGCGGGUGCUUUGGCGUAAAGAUCAUAAGAUUGUGACACUUCAGUUUAACACUCUGACAUUCGGCGUUUCAUCUUCAUCGUUUCUCGCGGUUCGUACUGUGCACCAGUUGGCAAACGACGAGGGUCAUACGUGCCCAAGAGCGGCUGAGAUCCUUCGAAAACAUUUAUAUGUGGAUGAUUUGUUAUCUGGAGCCAAUAGUAUCGAUAAAGCUCGAGCGAUUCGGGACGAAGUAAUUGCGUUGCUUGCGAGAGGCGGAUUGACUAUCAGGCAGUGGGCUUCUAACGAAGAGCGCAGCAUUAGCGACUUAGCGGCUGGCGCGUUGCAUGCAAGUUUCAGGUUCGAUAAAACGUAUUCUGUGAAGACGCUCGGCAUAACGUGGCACGCGCAAGAGGACGAAAUACGUUAUUCGAUCUGA